AAUCGGAAACCAAAAUAUGGUCUUUUUGUUUCUUUUUUUCUUUAUUUACGAACUAUUAUUUAUGUUCUACAACUUCACUUUUUAUUCUUUGUCUCCUUUAUGAGCUGUAGUUCUCUAAAUGAUGUUUAUUAUUUUUUUGCUUAGAUAAUCUUGAAUUAGAAAUUCGUUUGGCUCGUUUGGAGUGCUUAGUGGAUCGUCGUCCAUUAUUAUUGAAUAGUGUUCUGUUAAGACAAAUUCCACAUAAUGUUAAAACGUGUAAAGUUGCAUGGUGA
Molecule: messenger RNA, 272 nt
Organism: Didymodactylos carnosus
Lineage: Eukaryota; Metazoa; Rotifera; Eurotatoria; Philodinida; Philodinidae
Source: the annotation of a GenBank genome assembly